Molecule: messenger RNA, 891 nt
Organism: Monoraphidium neglectum
Lineage: Eukaryota; Viridiplantae; Chlorophyta; Chlorophyceae; Sphaeropleales; Selenastraceae
Product: isoleucyl-tRNA synthetase
Exons: 8
Coding region: 1-891 (296 amino acids)
Biological process (GO): isoleucyl-tRNA aminoacylation
Molecular function (GO): ATP binding; isoleucine-tRNA ligase activity
Source: RefSeq, a predicted model, not a curated record
AUGGAGUCUCAAGUGCAGAACCGCAAAACCACCCCCCUGCAGGUCUGCAACGGGCUCGUGCUGGCGGCGGACGGCAAGAAGAUGAGCAAGCGGCUCAAAAACUACCCGGGCACGGGCGCGCGCGGCCGCACCCCCCGCGCCUUUGCGGGCGCUGGGGGCUGCGCGCCGCGCGCGCCGCUCAGUGGCCCCGUUGCUGCCGCGGGGGCCGCGAUGGCUGCCGCCGCAAUUGUUACGGUGGCCGCCACCGCAACCGUCGCCGUAACCGCCACCGCAACCGCCACCUCAACAGCCGCCAUAACCGCCACCGUAACCGCCACCGUAACCGUAACCGCCAUCGUAACCGCCGCCGUAACCGCCACCGUAACCGCCACCAUAACCGUAACCGCCAUCGUAACCGCCGCCGACCCGACGGAGGUGAUUGACAAGCACGGGGCCGACGCGCUGCGGCUCUACCUCAUCAACAGCCCCGUGGUGCGCGCGGAGACGCUGCGCUUCAAGGAGGAGGGCGUGUUUGGCGUAGUCAAGGACGUAUUCCUGCCGUGGUACAACGCCUACAGGUUUUUGGUUCAGAACAUCAUCCGCAGCGAGCAGGAGACCGGGGUGGCCUUUGACCCUCUGGCCGCUGACCUGGACAAGGCUGACAACGUGCUGGACAAGUGGAUCGCGGCCGCCAGCCGCAGCUUGGUCGCGUUUGUGCGGCAGGAGAUGGGCGCGUACCGCCUCUACACGGUGGUGCCCUACCUCGUGCAGUUCCUGGAGGGGCUGACUAACGUGUACGUGCGGUACAACCGCAAGCGCCUCAAGGUGCGCCAUGGGGGGGGGGACGGUUACGUGGAUGGAGGGGAGAUGGUGUGCCUGAUGUGGGGGGGCCGGGGAUUCGUCCCAGUGUGA